Cercospora beticola is the source of this 1600-nucleotide messenger RNA. RefSeq lists its product as uncharacterized. NCBI's taxonomy places the organism in Eukaryota, Fungi, Ascomycota, Dothideomycetes, Mycosphaerellales, Mycosphaerellaceae. Gene Ontology annotation, molecular function: NAD binding; NADP binding; 3-hydroxyisobutyrate dehydrogenase activity. The record is from RefSeq and is a predicted model, not a curated record. Gene Ontology annotation, biological process: L-valine catabolic process. Gene Ontology annotation, cellular component: mitochondrion.
GCAUGAAUGCCACCUCAAUGGGCUCUACAGAAGCCGAGCCGCAGACGUCAGUCCCAGCUUCCGAGCUCGGAGCACCUCGCGGGGCUUAUUAACUACCGACGCCCCUCAUUCGCGUGCUGAGCAGGAGACGCGCCUACAAAAGGUAGACUCCAACUAUUGGAGCUGUAGGGUAUUUGACUGAGCUCGAUUUCCAAUUCAGCACCAAACCCCAGCCCUUUCCCAUCAUGGCAGAACUCCCAACGAGCAUUGGCUGGAUCGGCCUGGGGCUGAUGGGAUACCCAAUGGCACUCAAUCUGGUCAAGAAGAUGGACAAGGAUACACAAUUCUACGUAUUCGACGUGGUAAAGGAAAGCGUGGACAAGUUUGUAGCAGAGGACGAAGGGAGGAUCCACGCUUGUGGUGAUUCGAAAGAAGUGGCAGAUAAGUCCGAUCUAAUCCUCUCCAUGGUCCCCGAAGGCUCACACGUCAAAUCCGUCUAUCUCGACUCCUCUUCUGGAGUGAUUGCAUCUCCCUCCAUGCCUAAACUCCUCAUCGACUGCUCGACAAUCGACACAGCAUCCUCCAACCUUGUUCGCUCCACCCUCGCAUCCCAGUUCCCUUCCACGACCUUCUACGACAGCCCCGUCUCAGGCGGUGUCAAGGGUGCCGAAGCAGGUACCUUGACCUUCAUGCUCGGCUGCUCCAACACCUCUCCAGACCUCCCUCUCCUCCACAAACUUCUUUCCUUCAUGGGCAAGGAAUCUUCCAUUUUCGCUGCCGGAGGCCCUUCACUAGGCCUAACAGCCAAGCUCUGCAACAACUAUUGCUCCGGCCUCAUCGCCAUUGCAGUGAGUGAAGCAAUGAAUUUGGGAAUCAAAUCCGGCAUGGACCCUCGAGUUCUGGCGAAUAUCUUUCAUACUUCUACUGCGCAGAGUAGUAUUUGUGAUGAUUGGUGUCCGGUUCCGGGGAUCUGUCCCGACGCUCCCGCAUCCAAGGGAUACGAGGGCGGUUUUCGGGUGGAGUUGAUGAAGAAGGAUUUUGGGUUGGCGGUUGAGGCUGCGAAAGAGAAGGGCGUGGAAUUGGCGUUGGGGCAGAAAGGAUUGGGAGUUUAUGAAGGGGCUUGUGGAGAUGAGCAGUGCAAGGGAAAGGAUUCGAGGGUGGUGUAUAGAUAUCUUGGCGGAGAAGAGAAGUGGAAUUCUGAUGGGAGGUUUGAGGAGAAGGUGGAGAUGAGGCGGGAUGAAACGAGGGCUUUGUUGAAGAGGGCGAGAGACUUGGAUGACGAGGGGAGGAAAGAUGUUGGGAGAACGGAUAAAGCAAGGAACAUCAUGUAGCAAGCAAGAGCGUUGGCAUUUCUGGGCCUUCGAGCUCGUCGAAUGAUGCACGAGCGCCAGUCUCAUUACGUUGGACUCCCACGGCAUCAUGGAGAAACGCCAGAGUACUUUCUCCUAGUACUCGGAGUUCGGCGAUGGAGGGCGUCUCUCAUCUCGGUGCCUCAGCGGCUUGCAUUCAGUGGAGAUGGCGGAUCAUGAAUCUGGUAUGCUUCUUUCUCGCUCGCACCGAAAGCCCUAUCACUAAGGAACAUCACUCCGACAAUACAAUCUAUAUCGAGAAAAGAUAAGAG